AUGGCCGAGGUUUCUCUGAAGAGUUUCAUUCCAGAAUCAUUUUCGCGCUCUACGGCGGAUAUUACAGGCCAAAUUGGGUUGCUGCGAGAACUGAUUAAAGUGCCACUGGUAGUGCCACUGCUGAGAAUUGCUGUAUAUCUGGGCUUGGUUAUGUCUAUGAUUGUAUCCGUGGAGAGGCUUUACAUGUUAAUCGUAGUAAUCUUUGUUAAACUGUUUAAGAGAAAACCCGAAAAGCGAUACAUAUGGGAGCCAGUGCAGGAUGAUGUUGAGAUUGGUAAUGCAGCUUUUCCUUUGGUUCUUGUCCAGAUCCCCAUGUGCAAUGAAAAAGAGGUUUACAAGAUCUCCAUUGGUGCAGCAUGUAAUCUUUCAUGGCCUGCUGAUCGUUUACUGAUUCAAGUACUUGAUGAUUCUUCUGAUAUCAAGGAUAUGAUUGAGAAAGAAUGCAUUAGGAAGGCAAGUAAAGGCAUUAACAUUAGGUACCAAACUAGAGAAACAAGAAGAGGAUACAAGGCAGGAAAUCUUAAAGAAGGUAUGAAACAUGAUUAUGUUAAAGAAUGCGAAUACGUAGCCAUUUUCGACUCCGAUUUUCGACCUGAACCGGAUUUUCUCCGACGAUGCAUCCCUUUUCUCAUGCAUAACCCGGAACUUGCCCUUGUACAAGCUCGUUGGAAGUUUGUGAAUUCGGAUGAAUGUUUGUCGACAAGAAUGCAAGAAAUGUCGUUGGAUUACCACUUUACAUUCGAGCAAGAAGCAGGAUCAUCUACUCAUGCCUUCUUCGGCUUCAAUGGAACCGGUGGUGUAUGGAGAAUAGCAGCAAUCAAUGAGUCAGGAGGGUGGAAAGCUAGAACAACAGUUGAGGACAUGGAUCUGGCAGUUAGAGCUGGUCUCGAGGGAUGGAAAUUUCUAUAUCUUGGGGACCUCCAGGUGAAAAGUGAGCUUCCUAGUACUUUUAAAGCCUACCGUUCUCAGCAGCACCGAUGGUCUUGUGGUCCUGCAAAUUUAUUCAGAAAAACGACUAUGGAUAUUGUUAGGAAUAAGAAAGUGUCUGUGUGGAAGAAGGUAUAUGUGAUCUACAACUUCUUCUUUGUAAAGAAGAUCAUGGUUCACAUGUUCAAUUUCUUCUUUUACAGUGUUAUAUUCCCAUUGACAGUUUUUUUUCCUGAAGUUGAGAUUCCAAAAUGGGGAACAAUUUAUAUUCCGUUCAUUGUCACGACAUUAAGCUCCUUUGGAACUCCAAGGUCAUUCCAUCUAUUGUUUUAUUGGAUCGUAUUUGAGAAUGUGAUGGCUUUUCAUCGAACCAAGGCAACAAUCAUCGGUCUGCUAGAGGCCAAGAGGGCUAAUGAAUGGGUUGUUACUCAAAAACUUGGAGAUGCUCUCAAGAACAAAUCGAAUACCGAAGCAGCAGCACCAGCAAAGAAAGUUCGAUUUAAACUUAGAGAUCGGUAA
Messenger RNA from Fraxinus pennsylvanica, 1446 nucleotides. The record is from the annotation of a GenBank genome assembly. Lineage: Eukaryota; Viridiplantae; Streptophyta; Magnoliopsida; Lamiales; Oleaceae.